Molecule: messenger RNA, 1680 nt
Organism: Saitoella complicata NRRL Y-17804
Lineage: Eukaryota; Fungi; Ascomycota; Saitoellomycetes; Saitoellales; Saitoellaceae
Product: T-complex protein 1 subunit alpha
Exons: 2
Coding region: 1-1680 (559 amino acids)
Biological process (GO): protein folding
Cellular component (GO): chaperonin-containing T-complex
Molecular function (GO): ATP binding; ATP hydrolysis activity; ATP-dependent protein folding chaperone
Source: RefSeq, a predicted model, not a curated record
AUGUCAGCUAUGUUUUCGCAAUCAAUGGGUGGUGGUGCUCUCUUUUUGGGAGGCCAGAAGGUUUCCGGACAGGAUGUGAGAGACCAGAACGUCUUGGCGACUCAAUCUAUCGCCAACGUUGUCAAAUCCUCCCUCGGUCCCGUCGGUCUCGACAAGAUGCUCGUCGACGAUAUUGGAGAUGUUACCGUCACCAACGACGGUGCGACCAUUCUCUCCCUCCUCGAGGUGGAGCACCCCGCCGGUCGCAUCCUCGUCGAGCUCGCUCAGCAGCAGGAUAAGGAAAUCGGUGACGGUACUACCUCUGUCGUCAUUGUCGCCGCGGAGUUGUUGCGUCGCGCCAACGAGUUGGUUAAGAACAAGAUUCAUCCCACUACCAUCAUCACCGGAUACCGUCUCGCUCUCCGUGAGGCUACCCGACACAUGCAGGAGCAGCUCGCGACAAAGGUAGACGCUUUGGGCAGGGACUCGUUGAUCAACAUUGCAAGAACCUCGAUGUCGUCCAAGAUUAUCGGUUCUGACGGUGCCUUUUUUGCGGAGAUGGUUGUUGAUGCUAUGCAGUCUGUUCGCUCUGUUAACUCUCGUGGUGAGGUCAGGUACCCCGUGAAGGCUGUCAACAUCCUCAAGGCGCACGGUCAGUCAUCUGUAGAGUCUCUCCUCGUUAAGGGAUACGCCCUUAACUGCACCGUCGCAUCUCAAGCCAUGAAGACUCGCAUCCAGGGUGCCAAGAUUGCGUGUCUGGACAUGAACCUCCAGAAGGUCCGCAUGGCCCUCGGUGUCCACGUUACCAUCGAUGACCCCGAUCAGUUGGAGGCUAUCAGGAAGAGGGAGGCUACUUUGACUCUUGACAGGAUUCAGAAGAUUUUGGGUUCUGGAGCAAAUGUCAUUUUGACGACCAAGGGUAUCGAUGAUCUUUGUUUGAAGAUGUUUGUGGAGGCUGGUGCUAUGGCUGUCCGUCGCUGCAAGAAGGAGGAUCUGAGAAGAAUAGCAAAGGCUACUGGAGCCACCAUGGUUUCCACUUUGUCUAAUCUCGAGGGUGAGGAGGUCUUCGAGGCGUCGUCGUUGGGUCAUGCCGAGGAGGUCGUGCAGGAGAGAAUUUCGGACGAUGAGUGUAUCUUGAUCAAGGGCACCAAGCAGUUCUCUUCCGCAUCCAUCAUCCUCCGAGGAUCAAACGACUACCAGCUUGACGAGAUGGAGAGGUCAGUACACGACUCUCUCUGCGUCGUCAAGAGAACACUGGAGUCAGGUACCGUCGUCCCCGGUGGUGGAGCCGUCGAGACCGCACUGUCGAUCUACCUCGAGAACUUUGCCACUACAUUGGGCUCCCGAGAACAACUCGCCAUCGCCGAAUUCGCCAACGCACUUCUCGUCAUUCCCAAGACCCUCGCCGUCAACGCCGCUAAGGACUCCUCCGACCUCACCGCCAAGCUCCGGGCAUACCACGCUGCAUCACAAGCGGCAUUGGCAACGGACACGAAGAAGAGGGGAUACAAGAACUACGGAUUGGAUUUGCUCAAUGGUGUGGUUAGGGACAAUGUCAAGGCCGGUGUCCUUGAGCCUAUGGUUUCGAAGGUGAAGAGUUUUAAGAGUGCUGUGGAGGCUUGUAUCGCAAUUUUGAGGAUUGAUACGAUGAUCAAGGUGGACCCAGAACCAGUCGCGGAGGAUGAUGGUCACGGUCAUUAA